AUGGAAGACUCUUACAAGGAUAGGACUUCACUGAUGAAGGGUGCCAAGGACAUUGCCCGAGAGGUGAAGAAACAAACAGUGAAGAGGGUGAGUCAGGCAGUGGACCGGGCCCAGGAUGAAUACACGCAGAGGUCCUACAGUCGAUUCCAAGAUGAAGAGGAUGAUGACUAUUACCCACCGGGAGAGACCUAUGAUGGGGAGGCCAAUGAUGAUGAAGGCUCCAGUGAAGCUACCGAGGGUCAUGAUGAAGAAGAUGAAAUCUAUGAAGGGGAGUAUCAGGGCAUCCCCAGUAUGAACCAAGGGAAGGACAGCAUUGUGUCAGUGGGGCAGCCCAAGGGGGAUGUGCACAAGGACCGGCAGGAGCUGGAGUCAGAGAGGAAAGCUGAUGAGGAAGAACUAGCCCAGCAGUAUGAGCUGAUAAUCCAAGAGUGUGGUCACGGCCGUUUCCAGUGGGCCCUUUUCUUUGUCCUGGGCAUGGCCCUGAUGGCGGAUGGUGUGGAGGUGUUUGUUGUUGGCUUCGUGUUGCCCAGCGCUGAGACAGACCUAUGCAUUCCAAAUUCAGGAUCUGGAUGGCUAGGCAGCAUAGUGUACCUUGGGAUGAUGGCAGGGGCUUUCUUCUGGGGAGGACUAGCAGACAAAGUGGGAAGAAAGCAGUCUCUUCUGAUUUGCAUGUCUAUCAACGGAUUCUUCGCCUUCCUUUCUUCAUUUGUCCAAGGCUAUGGAUUCUUUCUCUUCUGUCGCUUACUUUCUGGAUUCGGGAUCGGAGGAGCCAUUCCCACGGUGUUCUCCUACUUUGCUGAAGUGCUGGCCCGAGAGAAGCGGGGUGAGCAUCUGAGCUGGCUCUGCAUGUUCUGGAUGAUUGGUGGCAUCUACGCCUCUGCCAUGGCCUGGGCCAUCAUCCCGCAUUACGGGUGGAGCUUCAGCAUGGGGUCAGCUUACCAGUUUCAUAGUUGGCGUGUGUUCGUGAUAGUCUGUGCGCUGCCCUGUGUCUCCUCAGUGGUGGCCCUCACAUUCAUGCCUGAAAGUCCACGGUUCUUGUUGGAGGUUGGAAAACAUGAUGAAGCGUGGAUGAUCCUGAAAUUAAUUCAUGACACAAACAUGAGAGCGCGGGGUCAGCCUGAGAAAGUCUUCUCGGUCCACAGAAUCAAAACCCCCAAACAAAUAGAUGAGCUGAUUGAAAUUGAGAGUGACACAGGGACGUGGUACAAAAGGUGUUUUGUCCGGAUCCGCACGGAACUCUAUGGAAUUUGGUUGACUUUCAUGAGAUGUUUCAACUACCCAGUCAGGGAAAAUACAAUAAAGCUUACAAUUGUUUGGUUCACCCUGUCCUUUGGGUACUAUGGAUUAUCUGUGUGGUUCCCUGAUGUCAUUAAACAUCUGCAGUCGAACGUGUUGCCCAUUGGAAAGAUCGAGAGAGAAAAAUUUUCAAAUUUAGGUGUUAACUUUACAAUGGCAAAUCAGUUGCACGUGGGAGCGGAAUACGACAAUGGCAGAUUUGUAGGGAUGAAGUUCAAAUCUGUAACUUUCAAAGAUUCACUGUUUAAGGCCUGCGUCUUUGAGGAUGUGACUUCAGUGAACACCUACUUCAAGAACUGCACAUUUAUUGACACUCUUUUCGACAACACAGAUUUUGAGCCGUAUAAAUUCAUUGAUAGUGAAUUUCAAAACUGCUCAUUUUUGCACAACAAGACGGGAUGCCAGGUUACCUUCGAUGAUGACUAUAGUGCCUACUGGAUUUAUUUUGUCAACUUCCUGGGGACAUUGGCAGUGUUGCCAGGCAACAUCGUGUCUGCUCUCCUGAUGGACAGAAUUGGGCGCUUAACGAUGCUAGGUGGCUCGAUGGUGCUUUCCGGGAUCAGCUGUUUCUUCCUCUGGUUGGGCAGCAGUGAGUCCAUGAUGGUAGGCAUGCUGUGUCUGUAUAACGGAUUGACCAUCUCGGCCUGGAACUCUCUGGAUGUGGUCACUGUGGAACUGUACCCCACAGAUCGCAGGGCGACAGGCUUUGGCUUCUUGAAUGCCCUGUGCAAAGCAGCGGCCGUCCUUGGAAACUUAAUAUUCGGCUCCCUGGUCAGCUUCACCAAAUCGAUCCCUAUCCUGCUGGCCUCCACUGUGCUGGUGUGUGGAGGACUGGUGGGCUUGCGCCUGCCCGACACACGAACCCAGGUCCUGAUGUAAUGGGGUACAAGCCAUCCGUCUACCACGUUUCUUUGUCCUGCCCUGUGUCAACCCUCCGGACGGACUCAAGGUUUCAGAUGUUUUCAGAUACUGAAAGGUGGUAAAAUACCGAACACUAACUCUUGCCGUGACUGAACUGUAGUUGUGUACCAUCCUGCCCCUUAGGUGUGAGUUUGCAGGGGUUUUCAUGCCUUGUGACCUUUCCUAACAGGGCUGCUCCCAGCCCCCAGGAAUCAGUGGUAGCACUUUUUAAGUGUCCUCGUCAGUCAGGCCUCCCUGAGAUUCUGCUCACUGAAGGUGGAGGGGCCUGUGCUGCCUUCAGAAAGAGAUCCUGCUUCUGAUUUCGCAUUCACGGGAAAUAGAAGUUGGCAUAUUAUUGCCUUUGUGCUGAGGAGAGGGAUUCUUUUUUUUUUUUUUUCAAACAGAGUGAUAUUUCCUGUUUACUUAGAAAAGGAUACCCAAUUCUUGCUGUUACAGCAGGGCCUUACAAAGAAAACCAUGUGGCACCAAACAGAGCUGGGUGGGGCUCUUUGAGGCCUGACAGGGAAGGUGGCUCUGCUGACAAGAGAGAGAGGCUGUGCCAUGAGCAGCAAAGAUCUGAGUGAAAGG
Messenger RNA from Ailuropoda melanoleuca (giant panda), 2784 nucleotides. RefSeq names its product synaptic vesicle glycoprotein 2C (gene SV2C). Gene Ontology annotation, molecular function: transmembrane transporter activity. Gene Ontology annotation, cellular component: synaptic vesicle membrane. The transcript is spliced from 12 exons. The record is from RefSeq and is a predicted model, not a curated record. NCBI's taxonomy places the organism in Eukaryota, Metazoa, Chordata, Mammalia, Carnivora, Ursidae. Gene Ontology annotation, biological process: transmembrane transport; chemical synaptic transmission. Bases 1 to 2175 code for a protein of 724 amino acids.